Messenger RNA from Canariomyces notabilis, 2067 nucleotides. RefSeq names its product molybdenum cofactor biosynthesis prote. The transcript is spliced from 2 exons. Gene Ontology annotation, biological process: Mo-molybdopterin cofactor biosynthetic process. NCBI's taxonomy places the organism in Eukaryota, Fungi, Ascomycota, Sordariomycetes, Sordariales, Chaetomiaceae. The record is from RefSeq and is a predicted model, not a curated record. Bases 1 to 2067 code for a protein of 688 amino acids. Gene Ontology annotation, molecular function: 4 iron, 4 sulfur cluster binding; GTP 3',8'-cyclase activity; cyclic pyranopterin monophosphate synthase activity.
AUGACAGCGGCUGCACGCUGCGUCGCCCGGUUCCUCCGGCCCGGGGCGCUGCAGGUAGCACAGACAAAUCGACCAGUCUCACUUCAAGUGAGGCAUGUCACUUCGGCGGCAACCGCGCCCACGGUCUCCGAAACUGUGCGUCCCAACACCAUCACGUAUCCGACCCCGCCUCAGCCCCCGUCGCAGCGUCCAGAUCACAUCGGCCCACGGCGUAGCCCUACGUCACGGGCUCCCGGCUCACGCAGGGACGGCGUUCGGGAUGCCAGACCCUUUUCCGAUUUUCUCACGGACACCUUCCACCGUCAACAUGACUACCUACGCAUCUCGGUGACAGAGCGGUGCAAUCUGCGCUGCCUUUACUGCAUGCCCGAGGAGGGCGUGCCGCUCUCACCCCCGCGAGAGCUUUUAACCACACCUGAGAUCGUCUUGCUUUCGUCCCUCUUCGUCUCGCAGGGCGUGACCAAAAUCCGGCUCACCGGGGGUGAGCCGACGGUCAGGCGGGACAUUGUGCCCCUGAUGCAACAAAUCGGAUCUUUGAGAGCCCAUGGCCUACGGGAACUCUGUCUGACCACCAAUGGGCUCUCUCUGCACCGCAAGCUGGACGCCAUGGUUGAGGCAGGACUGACUGGCAUCAACCUCUCCCUCGACACACUGGACCCGUGGCAAUUCCAGUUGAUGACGCGGCGUGCGGGGUUCAGUGCCGUCCAAAAAAGCAUCGAUCGAAUUCUUGAAUUGAACCGCCUCGGGGCGAGCAUCAAGUUCAAGAUCAACUGCGUCGUUAUGCGCGGUCUAAAUGACUGCGAGAUCCUCCCAUUUGUGGAGCUAACGCGGGAGAAGGAUAUAGAGGUCCGCUUCAUCGAGUAUAUGCCCUUUGACGGCAACAAAUGGAGCAAGGGUAAAAUGUUCAGCUACCAGGAGAUGUUGGACGUGAUCCGCUCCCGCUACCCAGAUUUGCAGAGGGGCUUGGACCACAAGAACGACACCAGCAAGACGUUCCAGGUGCCAGGCUUUGUUGGCAAAAUUGGCUUCGUCACGAGCAUGACCCACAACUUCUGCGGGACGUGCAACAGACUUCGCAUCACUAGUGACGGAAAUCUAAAGGUGUGCUUGUUUGGCAACGCCGAGGUCUCUUUACGAGACAUCCUACGAAAGGUUAACAAUGGUGAGCCUAUCGACGACGUUGCCCUGGAAUCGCUGCAGCAAGCGUCUACCGGGGCUGCGGAACGCCUUUUGCCAUCCAGCCAUCAACCCCUGCUGAUACCCAAUUCCGAUGAGCUUCUUGACGUGAUCGGCAUGGCCGUCAAACGGAAGAAGGCGAAGCACGCAGGCAUUGGGGAGCUUGAGCACAUGAAAAACCGUCCCAUGAUACUGAUUGAUCCUCCAGCCACAAAUCAACAUCUUACCCAGGCUCACCUUCGGCGGCAGCAUGUUGGAUCACGGUCGACCGGCUGCCCGCCCGUUGUCAGGUUCCCUUCGACCUGGGACAGCGUGGUGAUUCCCUACCAUUCCGCUAUCCCCCAGCCUCGCCUCUUCUCAACCACGUGCUGGCGUAGCCACAACAGCCAGGAUGAGGAUAGCAGCCCAAGACUAACGCAUGUCUCCGCGUCGGGCGCUGCUCACAUGGUUUCCAUCACGGAUAAGACGCCAACAAAACGCGUCGCGAAGGCAAAGUGCACGGUGCGGUUCUCCGUCGCCUCGGCCCUCCGCCUCAUCCGCGAGAACCAGAUCAAGAAGGGUGACGUGCUCGGUGCGGCGCGGAUUGCUGGCAUAAUGGCGGCGAAGCGCACGCCAGACCUCAUCCCUCUGUGUCACCCCAUCUCGCUCACACACGUCGAGGUCGAACUGGUUCUGCUGGACGAAAGAAAUGAGAUCGAAAUCACAACGACGGUGUCGUGCGACGGCAAGACAGGUGUCGAGAUGGAGGCCCUAACGGCAGCGUCGGCCGCUGCGUUGACAGUCUAUGACAUGUGCAAGGCUGUUGAUAAGAAGAUGGUUAUUGAGCGCUUGAGAGUUGUGCUAAAAGAGGGAGGUAAGAGUGGGACUUGGGUUGAAGAGGAGACCGGGUAA